ACAUCAUAGCUUUUUACUACAUUAAACACUUCUUUAAAAGAGUAACUUAUUAUUCAUUUCCUUCACUGCUUAGUGACACACUAUGCUGGCUGGAGAAUUCUGGGAGUUGAAGUCCACAAGUCUUAAAGCGGCCAAGUUUGAAGACCUCUGCGGUAGGCAGCGUCUGUGGUUGAACUUAAAGGAGUUAAAACCAUCGAGUACUGCAUUGCUAGAAAAGAUGGGAGGAGAGGAGAAGGGCAGAGAAACCUCCUCUUCCGGAUCACUCAUGGGCAGAAGGUGAUCUGUCAAGUGGCUUUUGUUCUUUUCCCAAGAUUAAAACAGCAGCUGGAAGGGUGAAAAUCAGAAGAGACAGAGAAACCUUCACUUGAAGAGGCUCUCUGCUUCUGUUCCAGAGGAAACCCCCAAUUAAAGACACAAGGAAGCAGAAAGAGACAUAUUGCAAUAAGAGCACUCUGGACAACUGAAAAUAACAAGCAACGUUGAAAAGGAAAGAAAAUAAAGCAAGACAUCAAAAUGUUUUCCAUUUCUUUCAGAAACCCACAAAAUUCUCCUUCUCCAGCAGCUGAUAGACAAAAGAGAGAAAAUUAAGAAAGAUGUCAAGCUGGAAUAAGUAGAGCAUACGGAACUCAAGGAUACAUCACAUGAAAAGUCAAGGGAGAAUAUUUUUAUUCAGUAAAAGAGAGAAAUAUCUGGAAGUCCGUGGGGAGGAAAAUGUCAUUUGGAAAACCACAUAGGGCGGACAAUAAUGCAGACCUUGCUCUGAGAGGAAUUAAAUGGCUUGAAUCAAAGCACAGCUAAACAAGGGAUCAUACAUAUUUUUGAAUUCCACAGGAAUAUCAAUAGUGGAAAAGUUCCAUAGAUGUGCCUAUUGUGGGAAAGAUAUAACUUGCAAAACACAGCUGAUUUUACCUGAGAGAAUCCAUUCUGGAGGAAAGCCAUACAGAUACUCUGAAUUUGGCAAAAUCUUUGGGCAGAAUAGCUUACUUGUGCUACAUGGAAGGACCCACACAGGAGAGAAACCAUAAAAGUUCUCCCAAUGUGGUAAAUACUUUAGUGAGAAUGGCAAUGUGGUGAUGCAUCAGAGGACUCACCCCAUAGGAAUGUCUAGAUUGUGUGAAAGUUUAUUGGGAAAUCCCCACCUCAUGAGGCAACAGAGGACUCACACAGGAGAGAAACCUUUUGAAUGUCCUAUCUGUGGGAAAAGUUUCACUAAAAAUUCCCACCUUAUUAGCCACCAGAAGACACACACAGGAGAGAAACCAUUUGAAUGUCCUGAUUGUGGAAAAAGUUUCAGUAGAAAUUCCCACCUCAUGAGACACCAGAGGACUCACACAGGAGAGAAACCCUUUGAAUGUCCUGAUUGUGGGAAAAGUUUCAUUACUAAUUCCCACCUUGUGAGACACCAGAGGACUCACACAGGAGAGAAACCCUUUCAGUGUCCUGAUUGUGAGAAAAGUUUCAGUAAGAAUUCCAGGCUGGUGAAACACCAGAGGACUCACACAGGAGAGAAACCCUUUGAAUGUUCUGAUUGUGGAAAAAGUUUCAGUCAGAGUUCCCACCUCAUUCCACACCAGAGGACUCACACAGGGGAGAAACCCUUUGAAUGUCCUGAUUGUGGAAAAAGUUUCAGUCAGAGUUCCAACCUCGUUCCACACCAGAGGACUCACACAGGGGAGAAACCCUUUGAAUGUCCUGAUUGUGGGAAAAAUUUCAGUCAGAAUUCCAGCCUGAUAAGACACCAGAGGACUCACACGGGAGAGAAACCAUACGAGUGUCCAGACUGUGGGAAAGAUUUCAAUACUAAGUCUAAUCUUAUAAAUCAUCACAAGACCCACACAGGAGAGAAGCCCUAUAAAUGCUCGAAAUGUGGUAAAUGCUUUGGUGAGCAUGGCAAAUUGGUGAUACACCAGAGGACUCACACAGGAGAGAAAACAUUUGAAUGUCCUGAUUGUGGGAAAAGCUUCAAUAGAAAUAGCCACCUUGUGAGACACCAGAGGACUCACACAGGAGAAAAACCAUUUGAAUGUCCUGACUGUGGGAAAAGCUUCAUUAGAAAUUGCCACCUUGUGAGACACCAGAGGACUCACACAGGAGAGAAACCCUUUGAAUGUCCUGAUUGUGGGAAAAGUUUCAGUGAGAAUUCCAACCUGGUGAAACACCAGAGGACUCACACAGGAGAGAAACCCUUUGAAUGUCCAGAUUGUGGGAAAAGUUUCAUUACAAAUUCACACCUCAUGAGACAUCAGAGGAUUCACACAGGAGAGAAACCCUUUGAAUGUCCUGAUUGUGGGAAAAGUUUCAAUUGUAAUUCUCACCUGGUGAUACACCACAGGUCUCACACAGGAGAAAAACCUUUUGAAUGUCCUGAGUGUGGGAAAAGUUUCAAUUGUAAUUCUCACCUGGUGAUACACCAGAGGUCUCACACAGGAGAAAAACCUUUUGAAUGUCCUGAGUGUGGGAAAAGUUUCAGUUGUAAUUCGACCCUGGUAAAACAUCAGAGGACUCACACAGGAGAAAAACCAUUUGAAUGUCCUGUUUGUGGGAAAAGUUUCAGUGAGAAUUCCAGCCUGGUGAACCAUCAGAGGACUCACACAGGAGAGAAACCGUAUCAAUGUCCUGAUUGUGGGAAAUGUUUCAGUCAGAAUUCCAGCCUGGUGACACACCAGAGAACUCACACAGAGUUCAGUACAUUCAAAGAGAAAUGCUUUGAAUGUACUGAUUGUGGGGAAAGUUUCAAUUGUAAUUCUGACCUGGUGAUACACCAGAGGUCUCGCACAGGAGAAAAACCUUUUGAAUGUCCUGAGUGUGGGAAAAGUUUCAGUUGUAAUUCGAGCCUGGUAAAACAUCAGAGGACUCACACAGGAGAAAAACCAUUUGAAUGUCCUGUUUGUGGGAAAAGUUUCAGUGAAAAUUCCAGCCUGGUGAACCACCAGAGGACUCACACAGGAGAGAAACCGUAUCAAUGUCCUGAUUGUGGGAAACAUUUCAGUCAGAAUUCCAGCCUGGUGAAACACCGGAGAACUCACACAGGAGAGAAACCCUUUGAAUGUCCUGAUUGUGGGAAAAGUUUCUGUCAGAAUUCUGUCCUGCUGAAACACCGGAGAACUCACACAGGAGAAAAACCAUUUGAAUGUCCUGUUUGUGGGAAAAGUUUCAGUGAGAAUUCCAGCCUGGUGACACACCAGAGGACUCACACAGGAGAGAAACCGUAUCAGUGUCCUGAUUGUGAGAAACGUUUCAGUCAGAAUUCCAGCCUGGUGAACCACCAGAGGACUCACACAGGAGAGAAACCUUAUCAGUGUCCUAAUUGUGGGAAAGGUUUCAGUCAGAAUUCCAAUCUGAUGAUACACCAAAGGACUCACACUGGGGAAAAACCUUUCAAAUGUCCAGUCUGUGAACAUUACUUCAGACAUAAAUCCUCCCUUAUUGCACACAAGGAAAUCCAUAUGAGGCAAAAGUAGAGAAGUGUAGAGAAGGCUUGAAUUUCAUUUGUGAUUUGUUAGAAAUUGAUUACAAAUAGUCCUCAACCUAUGACCAUAAUUGACCCCAAAAUUUAUGUUACUGAGACAUUUGUAAGUUAGUUUUGCUCCAUGUUACAACCUUUCUUGCAACCGUUAAGUGAACCACAGGAGUUGUUAAGUUAGUGGCACCGUUAUUAAGUGAAUCUGGCUUCCGCACUCACUUUGCUUGCUAAGAAUGUCAUAAAAGGGGAUCAUAUGAUUCAAGGACACUGCAAUGGUGAUAAAUAUGAAUCAGUUGCCAACCAUAUGAAUUUUGAUCUAAUGACCAUAGGGAUGCUGCAAUGGUCGUAAGUGUGAAAAAUUGUCAUAACUCACUUUUUUCAGGAAUGGUGUAACUUUGAACAGUCACCAAAUGAACUGUUGUAAGUUGAAGACUACCUGUAUUUGAAUUGUGGCCUGAUUCUCUUUACUCAAAUAAGUCUCAGGAUUAGACUUGUAGGUGGAGAGAAAAGGAAAGUGGAAAAAGGCUAACUACCUAUUUCUGGUGACCUCAAGAUACAACUAUUAUUGGUUGCAUGUUAUAACGGCCGUUAAGUGAAACUGCUUUCCUUAACUACAUGCAUCCUCCUGCUCUCCCUGAUGCAGCCAUUAAUUGAAUGUGCAAGUCGCUAAGUGGAACACUGGGUACCUCAGGGCUGGGGAAAACUCUUGGAGGCCUAGAGCAGGGCCUGGCUUGCCUGCCACAGGCAUCCCUCAGCCUUCCUCCAAGACACCCUGUGCUCUGUUUCUCAACCCUUGUGUCCCCUCGGCCCUUCACUCCUCCACAUGGUCCCCCCAGUCCUGUUGCUUCCCCCGCCCCAAGGUCCCCACAAGGUUUUUUUUCCCACUCCUACUGGGUCUCUGCAAUCCUUACGCCUGACUCCCAUCCCACCAGGUCUCACACCCUCCACCUCCUUACCUUUUGAAGAUCUCUGAUCCUCAUGUUGUGGAAGGAGUGGGGGACACGAUCCUUGGAUCUCAUGACUGUGUCCUGGAAGCAGCCACUCUUCAGUAGGCCCUGGAUUUGUUCCUGGGCCAUGCAGUGGACUUGUGGAAGUGGCUGCUAUUUUGCCACACGUCACGCAGAAGAGUAACAAAUCUCUCUGUUUUGCUACCUUAACAUGAGGGGGGGGGAAUGUACAGUAUUGAAAAUGUUUCUUUUUAAAAUGCAUUAUAUUACAAUUAUUAGUAGCUUUUGGCAUGUAAAAAAUGGGUAUUGUCAGUGUUGCUAUGAUCAUUAGGGCAAGGCAAGACACUCAGAGUUGCCUCAAACUGUGAGAUGAGUAGCGAUUAAAUUUAAUAAUAACUGCAUUUAAUUAUGAAAAGGUAAUGUAAAGCUCAUUUCCCAACUCUUGCUCAGUGAUGUGGACUCCACACAUACAGUGGUUUUCUAACGCACUACAAUUGUUAACUUGUAAUCUCUCUGUGCAUUCCACAUCUCUAUGACCAAUCUGUCUUCCUCAGCUUCCCUUCCCUCCUCAUUAUAAAUUUAGAAUUUCAGUUUCAGUCAUAUAUCAGCCCAUGCACUCUGUGACUGAUGAUAUGAACUGCAGUUAGGUUUCUGCCUCUAAAUUUAUUUGUUGCAUUGCUAUCUGCUCCAGUCCUAAAUUCUGUGAAAGAAUGGCAUCUCAUUAGGCACAGUUGAAUUAGAAUGGCUAAACUGGAUCUGUUUUUAUUGGCAUUCUUCUCAGAUUCAAGGAUGGUCUUCUCCAUCACUGCAUACUGCAGUGCACACAUCAUAAAAUCUUCCCCACAUCAUGAAAUACAUCGAUUCCUCUCUUUUAUUCUUUGUUUGGUCUUUCUCUUGUAUCUAUCGUUAUAAUUCACUAUUAACCUGCAUUAGUGGUUUAUGUUCCUAUUUCUAUAUUAGGUCACUCCAAUUACUUCCUAGUCUUUUUUCCCUUUUCUAUCUUCCAACCAAGUGUACCACUUUUCCCAUAUUAGAUAGUAAUCGUGUUCCUCUUUAUCUUAUAAUUCCUUUGUGAGUCUGUCCAUUUCUGCACAUUCCAUGAUUUUACUAAUUACUCUAUCUUCUGUUGGUAUGUCACUACUCUUCCAGUUUUGUGCAAAAAUUAUUCGUGCUGCUGUUGUUAUAUGAAUGAUUAAAUAUUUUAUUUCCUUUUCGUAUUGUCCAUUUAUUAUGCCUAGUAGAAAGGUUUCUGGCCUCAUUUCUAUUCUUUGUUGUGCAAUUUCUUCUAUUUGUGUUCUGAUCUUUUGCCAGUACUGUUUGGCCUUUGGGCAGGUCCACCACAUGUGAUAAUAGGUUCCUUUAUGAAGUUUGCAUUUCCAGCAUGUUGAAGAAGUAUUGGGGAACAUUCUUGCCAGUCUGGCCGGUGGGAGGUGCCACCUAUAAAACAUUUUGUACAGAUUUUCUUUAUAGGGUACAGACAUUGUUAAUUUAUAAUUUAUUGUCCAUAAUUUUUCCCAAUUGUCUAAUUCAAUAUUAUAGCCAAAAUUCUUUGCCCAAAUUAUCAUGUUUUCUUUAAUCACCUCUUCUUCUAAUUUAUAUCCUCGUAAAUAAUUAUAAACUUUUUUUUAUCAAUUUGUCCUGUGAUCCUUGUAAAAUUUUAUCUAAUUCGUAUUGGCCUUUUUGGAAUCCAAAUUGAGCCGAAUCUUUCUUAUACUUUGAUUUUAUUUGUAGGUAUGGCCACCAGUCAAUGUCUGUACCCAUCUCCUUCAAUUCUUGUUUUGUUCUUAGUUCCCCUUGGUUAUUUAGCAAAUCUUUAUAGGUUCUCAUUUUGGUGAUAUUCAUGGCGUUUGGGUAGAUCUGGGCUUCCAUGGUCAAUAACCAUUAUGGAAUUUUAUUGUAGUGUGCUUUUUUAAUGCCCUGCCAUGUCUGGUAUAAUGCUUGUCUGACAAUAUGUCUCUGAAAAUAUCCAUGUUGUUUAUCGGUGCCCUCCCAUAGAAAUGCGUGCCAUCCUCGUUGUAGAUCGAAUCCUUCCAAAUUCAAUAAUCCUUUAUUUUUGAGUUCCAUCCAUUCCUUGAUCCAAAUUAGUGCUGAUGCUUUUUAAUAUGUUUCCCAUCCGGUAGUGCCAGUCCUCCUCUUUCUCUUGUAUCUUGUAGGUAUUUUAUUUUAAUUCUUGCUUUCUUCCCUUGCCAGAUGUAGUCUGCUAUUAAUUUAUUGAAAUCCUUAAAGAAAUUCUUCCCCGGUUUUAUUGGGAUCACUUGGAAUAAGUAUAAAAUUCUAGGUAGGACAUUCAUUUUAAUUGAAGCGAUCUUUCCCAAAAGAGAUAAUUGUAGUUUUUUCCAAAUUUCUAAGUCUUUUUUAAUUUGUCUUGUCAAUUUAUCAUAAUUGUCUUCUCUAAUUGAUGAGGUUUUGUUGGUGAGCCAUAUUCCUAGAUAUUUUACCUUCUUUGUCGUUUGUAUGCCUAAUUCGUCUUCUAAUUCCUUUUCUUGUUGAUUAGUGAGAUUUUUUGUUAGUACCUUGGUUUUUUGUUUAUUGAUUUUGAGUCCGGCUACUCUCCCAUAUUUUUCUAUUUUAUCUAAUAAUUUGGUGCCGGUUGUUAUCGGUUGUUCUAUAAUAAAUACAAUGUCAUCGGCAAAAGCUUGAAGUUUGUAUUCCUCCUUUUUAAUUUUCAGACCUUUUAUUUCCUUAUCUCUUCUAAUUUCCUUUAAGAGAGUUUCUAAAGCUAAUAUGAAUAACAGAGGAGACAGAGAGCACCCCUGUCUCACUCCUUUUGAUAUUGGAAAUUGUUCUGUCAAGUCGCCAUUUAUUGUUAUUUUUGAAGUUUGGGAGGAGUAAAUUUUCUUUAUCAUAUUUGUAAAUUUAUCACCGAAUUUCAUAGCUUCCAGUUGUAAUGUAAGAAAUUUCCAGUUUAGGUUGUCGAAUGCAUUCUGUGUGUCUAAAAAAAUUAAGGCCGCUUGUUUGUCUGAAUUUGCUUCAUAAUAUUCUAAUACGUCCAUUAUUAAUCUCAUAUUGUUUUUUAUCUGUCUCUUUGGGAUAAAACCGUUUUAAUCUGUCCUUAGGAAUUAGGAAUUAGGAAUUAUAGCUUCCAGAAGUGCAUCAUUAAGUACUCCGAGUAAAAGUUUUAUAAAACUCUGCAGGUAUACCGUCCGUUUAUUUUCUGUUUUUUCCUCACCUCUAUUAAUUCUGUCAUCGUGAUUGGCCUGUCCAAUAGGUCCCUGUGUGAUUCUUCUAAUUCUUUAAUGUCGGCUUCGUUUAGGUAUUGUUUGAUGUUCUUUUCUGAAGACUCAUCCUGUUCACAUAAUUUUUGGAAAAAUGUUCUUGCUAUGUUCUUUUUGUCCUUGUUCCUGUAAUGUAUGUCUCCUGUGUCGUCCUGUAAUUGAUAUAGUAUCCUUCUCUCUUUUUCUUUCUUCAAUUUGUACGCCAACCAUCGUCCUGUCUUAUUCGCGUGUUCAAAAUGAUUUUGUUUUACUAAUUUAAUUUUCCUGGCUAUUUCUGUUUGUGUGAUCAAAUUUAUAUUGUGUUUUGUCAAAUUUAUUUUUUCUUUGAUCCUUUUGUUUUGGGGUUCAUUCUGUAGCUCGGAUUCAUACUUUUGAGUUCCUUCAACAAAUUGUCUUUCUUCUGUUGUUUUUCUUUGUUUUUCUUUGCCAAAUAUGCUAUUGUCAAGCCUCUUAUAUAGGCUUUCGCCGUGUCCCAUAAGUUUUGGAGGGAGGUUUGCUCUUUGAUGUUGAUCUCAAAAAAUAUUUUCAUUUCUUUUUCUAUCAUUUGUACAUAGUCUUUGUCUUUUAAAAUUUUGGUGUUCAUCAUCCAUCUCUUCUUCUUCCGAUAGCCUUUCCAAGUUAUUUUUACAGGACUAUGGUCUGCCCAUAUUUUGUCAUUAUUUCUAUUUCUUCUAAGUCUUUCCUAAGAUCUGUUGUCAUCCAGGCCAUAUCUAUUCUAGACCAGGAUAGAUGUGGAUUGGAAUAGAACGUAUACUGUUUUUUUUCUUUAUUUAUCUCCCUCCAAGCGUCCUGAAGGCAUAGUUCUUGCGCCAUUUCCUUAAAAGUGUCUGGGAGGGUCUUUUUCCUAGUUUUAUUUUUUCUGGUACUCCAAUAGUCUUUUUCUGUGUCCGAAAUUGCAUUGAAGUCGCCUACAAUGCAAAAAUUUUCAUAAUCCAAGUCUUUUACUUUGUUGUGUAUAUUUUUGAGGAAGGCACGUUGGUUCUCAUUUGGUGCAUAAAUCGAAAUCAAUAAUAUUGUUUUUAAUUCUGUUUGUAUUUUGAUCAUUAGAACUCUUCCCUCAUGAUCUGCAUAUACUGUUUUGUUUUUAAGUGUUUCCUAAUGUAAACUGCAAUGCCUCUUUUUUUUUGUUUUGCUAGUGAAGUCUAAAGGUUUCCUAGUCUUGUAUUUUCUAAUAUCUUUUGGUGUUGUUUUUUGAUGUGGACUUCCUGUAGGUUUAUAAUAUCUAUCUCCAAUUUUUGUAAUUUAGUGAAUGUCUGGGUUCUUUUAAUUGGGGCAUUUAAUCCAUUUAUAUUAAUCAAAAUCAUUUUUAUUUCCUGUUCCAUUUUUCUUCCUAUCUAUUUGUUGUCUUUAGUUUCCUUGUGUUUCUUGUUAUUCUUUGCGUUUUUCUCCUUGCUCCUUCUCUCUCCAUUCUUUCUCUUUCCAAUCUUCUCUUCUCCUCUUGUUCAUCUUCUGUUUCUUCUAUGGGUUAUUCCUCUUGGCUCUUAUUUUCCGAUUCCUCUCUGGAUUCUUGGUCUUCCUCAAGGACGAAAUGUUGGUCGAAAAACUCCUGAGCUCCUUCCAGACUUAUCUAUCUUAAAUUUCUUAUCCUGCCACGAGAUUAAGAUGCCCUCUGGUAGUAGUCAAUGGAACAUCACUUUGUGUUUAUUUAAUUGUGUUGUGAGGAAGUUAUAGUUUUUCCUCUGGUCCCUUAUGUGUCUUGGAAUUUGUUUCAGUGUUAUUAUUUCCUUCCCUUUAUAAAAAAUUGCCUCCUCUCUCAUUUUUCUAUAUAUUUCCUCUUUUAUCGUUUUCUUUGUGAAUCAGACGUGCACGUCCUUUGGCAGUUUGUUCCUACGUGCAUAAUUGGUGUGCACCCUGUAAACUUCAUCAAUAUCCCUUCGUAUAUCAUCUUUAUGUCUCUGUAUUGUUUCAGCGAAAAUCUCCGUCAUUAUCUCUCCCAGGUCUUCCUGUUUGGUUUCUGCUAUGUUCUGGAUCCUUAAGUAAAAUGAUGCCUUCUCCAUUUCCAAGUAAGUAAGUGAGUCUUCGAGCUGCCGAUUACUUGCCAUCUGUUGUUGUUCCAGCAUUUCUACUUUCUUGACCAUCUGUUCCUUUUUGAGUUUUGUCUUUUUUUUAAAAAAAAAAAAUGAUUUAUAUGCCGCCCUUCUCCGGAGACUCAGGGCGGCUUACAAUGCGUUAAGCAAUAGCCUUCAUACUUUUGUAUAUUUAUACAAAGUCAGCUUAUUGCCCCCACAAACUGGGUCCUCAUUUAACCUACCUUAGAAAGGAUGGAAGGCUGAGUCAACCUUGAGCCUGGUGAGAUUCGAACUUACACUAAUUGCCGACAGCUGGUGUUAAUCACAAUGCUUUUAGUCUGCUGAGCUACCAGGCUAUCAGGCUUUUGAAUCCUUUGUUCAUUCUUGGCAAUGUUCUGUUGGAUCCUUUCUAUCUUGUCAUCCAUUUUCUUUAUGUUAUCAUUUAUCUCUCCCACAUCGGAUUUCAAAUCGUCGUGAUUUCUUUUUGUCUCCUCAUGAUUAUUAGCAAUCAAUUCCUGGGUCUUAGUCAUCGCUUCCUGUAUCAUUGCCAAGACUGACUGAAUAUUUUGUAUGCUGGAAAUGGAACCCAUCUUUUCUUUUUCUGUUCCAAGCAUAGUAUCUAUAGAUCUCUGUUGAGCAGGAGAUGCUGUAAGGGAGGCUUGAUUUGAAGUUAUUUUCUUAUUUGCUUUAGUUAUAGUGGUUGUUCUGGUACUUGUCAUCUUAACUCUUUUUUGUAGGUUCUCCCAAAAUUUCAUGCACUGAACUACUCUUAUUAUGUUUCAAUUUCGUUAUCUAUAGUAGUAUUUUUGUCAGUGUUUUUGUCAGUGAUAGUGUCUAGAGUCUAUGUUGUAUAGAUCUUCAAAUAAUAAUUAAUCUUGUUAAGUUAUAAAUUGCUUCUAUAGAUGUCCUUAACACUCAAAAUUAAAUCCAGCAAGAAGGUACUUCUGCAUUAAAAAAAGAAAAGAAAGAAAAAGAAAAGUAAAUAGAAAAAUGGAAAAAGAACAACCAGGAGAACAGAAAAAGAAAAAAUAAUGUUCCAAAAUAUCACUCUUCCAAAAUCUUCCAAAGUCUAUAGAUCUAUCAAGUGAAGGUGUAAAAUGAGAAUACAAAAAAAAAAAAAAAAAAACUAGACAAAACAAAAGAGAAACAACUUUCAAUCUUUUUUUCCUUUCUAUGUCUUCCCCGUUCUGUUACAAAGUCACAAGACUACUUCUUAUCAAAGUUUUCUUGCCAGUUUCCAAAACACUGUCCAAGGUUGUUUCACUCUGAUCUAUUCCUUUAUUCUCUUAAAUUUCUUCUGUCACCACUAGAUGGCAACAUACUCACUUGAAAUAGUCUUAAAAUAUCAAUUUACUUUUUUUCUUCAGCUUUAAACUCCCAGCUACAACGAAUUUAAGUUUUCAAAAUACAGUUCAUUUGCCAAAGGAGCUUCUUUUCCCAAUAUGCUUCCAAUUUUAUUAAAGUUUUAAAUUGUUUUUUC
Molecule: messenger RNA, 11114 nt
Organism: Pantherophis guttatus
Lineage: Eukaryota; Metazoa; Chordata; Lepidosauria; Squamata; Colubridae
Source: RefSeq, a predicted model, not a curated record